Molecule: messenger RNA, 8903 nt
Organism: Varroa destructor (honeybee mite)
Lineage: Eukaryota; Metazoa; Arthropoda; Arachnida; Mesostigmata; Varroidae
Molecular function (GO): protein binding; 5'-3' DNA helicase activity
Source: RefSeq, a predicted model, not a curated record
AUGUCAACUUGUAGUUAUUCAUGGCUAAUGGCUGAAAUGUAAAAUAUUUAGCGACGUAUUGCGUAGGUAUUCAGAGGAUGUAAUCGUGCAGAUCUCCUGCGUAUAUUUGGUUUCGAGAAGAAUCACAUCAAUUUGGAAGGACCCAUAAUCUAACCUCACACAUAAAAUAAGCGGUGAUGACAAUGACUUUUACCACACCGUUUCCGAGACUCAGAGAACCGCGUGAGAGAAGGAAAAAGCUACUAACUCCAAUGACGGACUAUACAGCGUCUGUCUAAGCAACUGCAACAAUGACAAGAAGCAACAAAGGACGCCUAAGGAAAGCAUAGCGGAUGCUUGCUCUUCAAAUAAAUAGAGUAUUUCAAACCACCUUGAUUCUUGCCGCCAUAAUCGUGAGUUUAUCGGAACUAUGAAGCAUCAUCGUUAAGAAGUUGUAAGAAGUACCUAAAGCUCGGACACGUAUCCGAGAGAAAGUUAUUACAUAUAAAUUUUUAGCAGUUAAAGUGGGAAAGCAAAACGAUGGUCACUGCCUAGAUUAGGAGGUUAAAAUUAAAAUCAAGAGUGGCAUAGAAGGAGCUUCUAAAAAGUGAAUUAUGACCUAACUUAGGUCCUCAUUAGCUACUGAUUUUUUCGAACGUAUAUCCAUAGAGUGGAAAAAAGAACAAGUGACUUGUGCAUCGUAUACAAAAGUGGCUUGUGCAACGGUAUACUCAUUAUGAUUUAUACACUGUACAUUUUCUCAGAGGAAAAGGGCAGAAACUGCAAGAGAAAUAGGGCACACAUUUAUAGUCCACGCCAUGAUAAACUGGAUGCUUCAGGGCAAAGGACAUCGGGCUGCAAUAUCCGACGACAUGAUGAAGGUUACGCACACACUCAAAGAAAAAACAACAGGAGUGAACAAGACGUUGACAGAAAGCAGAACUGCUACAAGACCUGCAUUGAAUACCAAAGAGGAUUCUCCAGAAGUCGCAGGGUACGAAAGAGAAUUACUGGUCGAGGAUUAAUGGCAAAGGAAUGUGCGAAUAUAGUGUGAACUGCUUUAGGUGAAACUGGUUACUAAAGUAUCCCAAAACUCUACCGUGGCAAAUAUUGAGAUGUGAGCUUGGUAUCCAUGUGCAAGAUUUACAUAUCAACCUUCUAAAAAACGUGCUCGGAGACAGUGCGCGAUAUGCAUACAGUAUGUGAGAAUGCUAUAGACUACCAUUCGUUACAACUGCCGAUCACCGAAUCACUGGGGUAUGCGUUUCCGGCAGGGACGUUGCGACAUUGUUGUACUCGAAAGUUGUGGACCACUUGUCACAUACAUUAUCAAGCCGAGGUGGGAUGAGAACUUAUGCGCGAAACGGGACAAUCUUUAUGCAUUGCUCGUUAGUUGAAGCCGAUUUUCUUAUGGCAAACCGGCCACACGUUAUACCGGAAUGUCCUAAGGAGCUUAAUGUACGGCGGGUAUCUCCUCAGUGCGCCUCGGAUCGAUCUACAUUUCAACCUGAUCGACGAGUCAAUAUCCGGCGAAUACUCCCUCAAAUCUAUGGUUUGACUCAAAUGCUAAGGAUUACACUGCAUGAUCCGCCGGAACUACCACAAGCGGGGAUCUGUGCAAGCCUGGCAGCUGCCCUUGAUCAAGUUGGCAGGGUAAAAGAGGUGGUAUCGGUUGCCUCGGAUAGUAACACAUACAUUGUGACGUUUCACGAUUACGACUCGGUAGACGUAUUUAUCCUAUUAUGCAUUUCGCAGCGUGACAAUGGCGUUCCUCUACCGAUCAGCGCCUUACCGGAUGCACCUCCGCGUUCAUCAUCGAAACUGGUAUACGAUUGCCGGCCUUCGACAACGGCAUUGUCGCAUCUUCUUCGCGUUGGUCCACCAAACCUCUCAGCAGCAGGGCUCACGUUGGUAUCGGCUAGUGACGACAAAGAGACGAAACCAUUGUCGGACAGAGCUACGUCUGCAGGUGGUUUCAGCAUUCAGACCGAGCGUUCGAUAUCGAUUUCGCGUGCAAACCAUAGAGAAGAGACUAUAUCACAUACAACAACAAACGACCGGGUUUCGACACGCUCGCCUAUGGCUACGUCCUCUUCAGCCAAUCAUGAUAGCACGAGUAUUACAACAUCCGCUCGGGCACACUGUCCCAGAGGUUUACGGAACAACGAAUCGGAGGUCAAACUGACGAAAGAACUAAAAAGAAAAGUUUAUUCGCCUCCAUCUUGUAAGCGAAUCAAGACUGAUAUUAAACCGCCCUCUCCAAUCCGGCAGCCGUUUAUGCAGGAUGUAGCUCAGCAAGUACCAGCUUCACGUGGAAGUCAACGACAACAACAUUGGGAACUUCACAAAUACGUCGGAGGACAGCGAUCUAAAGAGAGUAUUGAUCUUUGCUCACUCGGAUUUCCUAUUGCGAUUGGUCGCGAUCCUGUACGGGCGAAAAUUCAGGUUGGAGGACCUAGUAUGCAGCAUGUGAGUCGUCUCCAUGUCGAACUACAUGAAAAUAAGGCUUUCGGUGAGUCUGCUAAUUCAUUGCGGCUCGAUUGCCACUCAGCUAAUGGUACUGUAGUUGAUGGAAUUUACGUGAAGAAAGGUGACUGGGCUGAGAUACGUGAGGGUUCUUCAUUUAUCCUCGGUGACGUCUCUUACCUGAAAGGUUCUGAUGCUCCAAAUCAAGAACUUCGGUUUACCCUACAUCGAGCGUCUGACCAAGACGCCAGCAAGGAAAACUGUAGCAGUUCCGUACAUCGGAAUACAACUAUGCAAUGUAUGUUUAUCGAAAGUAAAAGGAAUUUCGAACUACAAAAAGACCACGCCAUCACAAUAUCUGACUCAGAAGAGGAGAAAGAUGUAAAAUCCGAUAUUCAGCCGUCUCUAAUGCUUCGGAACCCUGCGGCUAAUCACAGUAGAUCAGACGAUAUGUUUAAUGAAAUAAUAGUUUUAUCGGAUGACGACGACAACCCAGACGAGAUCUCGGAAAAUAAUCAAUUUCAGCAAUUGGUAAUGAAAUUCAAGGACGAACCGAUCGACGACGAGGAGUUGCCUUUUAGUCCUUCAGCUAAUAAAGCCACAGCCAAUACAAAUGUCAUUGUCUGUACCGAAAGACCGCUUACAGCUAAAGUAUCCCAUGGUCUUAUAUCAAAUCAAGUGAGCAACGCGCAGAGCAGCGAAAAUCGUCCAAGUGGAGGAACAGGUAGCCCAGCCGUUGCGUCACCUACAGUUCAAGAAACUAUUGUCCCUAUUCUAAGUGUUCCUAAUCCUACUGUUACGCACUUCAGCCAUCCUAGUUUAGGAAAACCUGCUUGUGAUCUAUUCAAAUUGAAUGUGACGACAUCGGAACGACUACAGCCCAUUUGCAGUGGAACACCGUCCCCCAGCGAUUCCUCUACGAGGCCCAUAGAGCGCGAGAGUAACCAACUACGCUCGCGUCGAGCGUCGAGUCCUUCAGUUGGGCACCCACGGUCAUUACCUCAGAUUCGUAUAGGCUUUGACGCCUUUCGUCGAUGUCUGCUUGAUUUGCGGCUCGGUAUCGGCGAUUUACCACAGCCGUGUCUGGUAAAAUUUACUAAUUACGUAAAAUAUAGCGGAAUUCCUAAAAAUAUCACCGAAUUGACGCGACUUCUCUUUUCCUGUUUCUGCCUCGAGGCUUCUGCAAGGGUAGAGAUCGCGCUAUGCCGAAGGGACCGUCGAAGGAGUCAGCCGCAACCACAGAUGAAAGAUGAAUUGUCAGUAAUAUCGUCACUUAUCUCACAAAAGCAGGUGGCCGACGGGGUUCUCAGAGUAAGAUUGAUUGCUGCUUGUGACAACGGCGCUGGACGGCCGUUAGAGAGUGUAUCAGUGGUAUUGCUGCACGUGGUGUGUGUACGGCGCGGUGGGAAGCAGUUACGAUCACGUAGUUUGCUCGGCCUCGUAUACAGCAGCGAACGUAAAGACCGACGGGACAGGAGUGGGACCGUUGCUGUGCCUGAUGUGUUAGCAAAAAGUGAACAAAAAUUGGAUGUUGUCGAUGACGUCCUAAUUGAUUUGAACGCCCACGAACUUGACGGACUUCAAUUACAGAUUGAUCAACUGUUACAAAUAGAACGUUUGUGCGAGGUGAAUGAGCUUAAGAAAGUCGUCUCAAUGCGACAGAUGCCAUCGUCGCACAGUAUGUUUCUACUCGGUCCUCCGUAUUCCUCAUCCGCAUGUCCGAUUUGGAGUCCCCAAGAUGCUUCAGCGGCCCAGACGUCACAGUCAGACACGAUGCAGCGCGUUAUGACCCGAAUCGCACGUACUCCAAAGCUAAGUUCAGAAGAGAGCAUUGUAGUAUGUGCUGCUCUGGCUCAAAUACUUGAUCAUCCGACGGAAGACUGCGAAGGCAUACUUACGCCUACUACAAUGCUGGUUCACGGUGCGGCGGGAAGUGGCAAGACAGCGACCUUACUCGAAGUAGCACUCCAGGCUGUGUUAGCAAAACCGCAAGAGACUGUGCUGGUCUUCUGCAAGUGGCCUCAAGCCGCUGACCAGGUGGCGCUUAAGUUACACGGCCUAAUAGAAUCUCGCGGUUACGGAGAUCGCAUUCGCGUGACACGCACUGGCCGAUCCCGUCAUCCAGCUGUUGCAUCAAUCACACUCAGCGAGCGCGCGAAGCAAGCACAUGCCAUAGAGCAUGAAGGCUCCUUGAAUAAGCUAAAGUUCUCUAUUGGGGAAACGAAAAAAGUCAUUCAAGGACUUCGGCAUAGUCUUGAAGAUCAGUUAACCGAGCUGCCUUUAGCCGUUAAAAGAAAGAAAUUGCAAGAAAUCGCGCAGUUUGAGGAGGUUUUGCUUAGCGAACAGGAGCAACUUGCCCGGGAAGAAAAGCGACUCUAUCAGGAUGAAUUGAUACGUGAGUCAUUUGCAGGUCGGCGUCGUCGUAUUCUCGAGUCUUCCAAUAUUCUAGUGUGCGGCUACAUUGACGUAGAAACAUCGAUUAUCGGAUACGCGUUCGAACGCACUCACGGCAAACGGAUUUCUCUUAUAUUGGUGGAUCAAGCGCAAGAGAUCUCUAUAGGCGACCUCGUUCCUGUAAUGCAGUUACCUGUUAACCGCUUAGUGUUUUUCGGAGAUCGAAAUCAAAGUAGGUUUUGGAGGCCGAAGCAUACGAUUGUCCGAAACACGGAUCUUUUCAGACAAUCUGCUUUUGAAAGGAUGAUCGCUGCGUGUCCUCAAAAAGCCUUCUAUUUAAAAACUCAGUGGCGCCUACCGAGCCCGCUAGACGGGAUCGUCAACGUUAUGUUUUAUGGAGGUCGGCUACGGUCAAUGCGUGACAAAACUGCUGUGGCGCCGAAUCGGGAUCGGUUGGACUGCGCAAUUAAGUUAGCCGCUCUUACUAUGAUCAACGUAAGCACUGCCGAGCUUCUACCUUCUAGGGAUCUUCCUCGCGCCCCGAUUCAGAUGAUUUGCAACGUUGUCGAAGCGCUAGCUCCCCAUUCUAGCCGAAUUCAUAUCGUGUUAUCGUUCGCCAGUAACCAUAUUCCGGUAUCCCUCCUUCCACCAAACUUAGCCUCACGCUGUGAGGCCCAGUUUAUUGGGCCCGACCUUUUGACGCAUGUCGCUGACCCGAAUGUCGUGGUGCUUCCUUUAUUUAACCUGCCUUUUGUCGACGAACUCUCUCGCCGCGAUCCGCCUUUGCUGUGUUCCAUCGUGACUCGUCCUAACACAUCCCUUAUAAUCGUUGGACACCUGACAGCUGCAGGUAAAACAGCCGAGAGAAUCGAGGAAUUGGUCCAACGAGCAAAAAGAGCCAAUCGUUACAUCAACGAAAAGCCUGCUUGGCUAACAAAAAUUACGCCCCGUAAUUUGUCACAAUACCUAAUGGAGUAAUUAGCAGUCGGCAAUUUUAUUACCUAGACUGAUAAUGUUUGCACGUAUCGUAAAUGAGCUCAGUACACAAUGAAAUGUCGUAGGGUAAAAACAAUUAGAAGGUGAACUGAUUCAAUAUUGAAUCCCUGAGGAUUUCUGAUGUGAUUUUGGUUAUGGAAGGAGGUAUGGAGGCGAGAAUUGAUUAGACAAUUUUGAGGCAUCCGCCCGAGCGGGUGGAGCUAAUUAAAAUCAGCUGUAAAUUGUUUGCUUUAGCGAUUUGCUGGGGGCAAGCGAAAUUUUGUUAAUAUAUAAAAACACUCAGCAAAUUAACGCACCGGAAGAUCGCCCAUUUUUUCUUAUUUAUUCAGCGGCGACGCAAGACAUAAGCUAAGAAAAAACCUAUAAUGCUCAAACUAGCUUCUCUUGCUCAUAUCCUUAUUGGAUUAUCUUCUAAUUUUUUUUUCGACCACGAUAACAAACACUAUUAUCUGGUGUAAUUUUUAUACGUGGCUACUCUCUCUAGAUUUUUGACGCGAACUGCAAUGUCCACAAACAUUAUUGACUGCAGUGGGGUGGAUCGCUUAAAGUUAGUCACAAUGAGCAGCUGGUUAAUGAUUGGCCUAUACAUGGAUGGAAAGGAAUACGCUUGCGUUUCGAAACAAUUUUAAUAGAUAUGUAUUUAUUAUACAUUCCUGAAGAAGUACUCACAAUGUAACAUUUGUAUAUAACGGGCUCGCUCUAAAUAUAACUAUAUUUAAAAGCUCCCUAUAGCAACCAAUGUUUACUGUUACAAAUAUAUUACAGCUUAAUUUAUAUGGAAUAUAGGUGGACAUUACGUUAAUGUGAAUAAACCUAUUCGUUCAAAAUAGUAAAGAGUAUUAUUUCAGCAUACUUAAAAGCAGCCAUUGAUGACUAUGAUUUAACGAUGUGUCAAGAAGUUAACCAUUUUACUGUGGAUUACUGUUCAAGUGCGCAUUUUUUGCAAUGCCAUAUUCAACUAUUAUUACCUUCUUUGGUUGUGGUAAGCAUUGUAUAGCGCUUUUUCAAUAUGUGUAUCAUAACUCAAAGUUAUCGUUGGAAACGUUUAUAAAGCAUUUCGGAAGAUUAAAAGUUUAAGCUGGGGGGCAAGGCCUGCUAUAAAGUGCUCCCAUAUUUUUAUAGAAACGAGAGGGGUGAACUUAAAAAACCAGGACCUAUUCUUGUAAACAACCGAGCGAAUUAACCCGUAUACACUAAAAGAACUAAUCGCUUGGCGGGUUUGACUAAUUGUUACAUGAAUCACUUUCGAAAAACAAAUUGUCUGUUUAGUUGCAGCUGUGAUCUGCCUAAGCUCAAGUUUACAACAAUUUCACCUAAUCGAUAACCAAGGUUUCUCAUAGGAGAAGUUGACCUUGAUUUGCAAGUAGGCGAGAGAAACUUGUGGGAAAGGAUAACUGAGCUCAUUAAUGACGUUAUAUGAAAUUCCUAGAGUUGUUUGGCGAACUAUUUCACUUGCGCAACGGCUCCGUUGAUUGUGCGUAAGCUUUUGUGCGUCAACUGUAGGUGGUGAAAUGUGUUUAAGCUUAGACAGCACGGUGUGGAACAUAUUUAUUAUUGGUAAGUUCAGAUCUGCUACGCUACUCGAAUAAAAGGAAAGCCUUCAAAGGCAAAAGCGAAGAAUAAAUAAAAAUAGCUGUCGACGGACUGAGUGUACGUUUUUUUAGUACAGUUUACUAAUAAAACGAUUGAGUUUCAAUAGAAAUUUUAUUAUACAGAAUAACAUCGGAUUUUAGAUUACAGAUACUGUUUUAAUAUCCAUUAUGACGAUGUGCCUGCUUGUAGCUUUGUUUAAUUUUGAUUAAAGAGAAUCGUAAAAUCGUUUUUUUUAUCAUUUAAAAUGUAACCAAUCAAGAAUACGUUUUUACCUCUCACAUCUUACAUAAUAUAUCAUAUUUUGUUAAUGUUUAAUCGAUGGUCCACUAGACUUUAGAUUUAGCUUCUAGCAAAUUCAAAUUAAAACUCUCUAAUUUUUGAAGUUUUAAAAAUCUGCCUUCUUACAGAAAAGAACAGUACACUCUUGUCUAUAUAAUGGGUAAUACUGAGAAAUAAAUCAUGUUUGCUUCAACCUGAAGCAAAUUCUAGUGGUCACCCCCUGCCUGAUCGUUUAUAAAUAAGAUCGAACAGAGUACUUAUAUUUUCGUUCCAUAUUACCAUGAUUAGAGCAGUGAAAUGCUCGAGAAAUUCAGUACAUUUUUAAAUAAAUUAGUGAUAACUUUAUCCAUCAUAGAAUCAUGUAAGUAGGUGUAGAUUCAUUCGUAGAACCUGGCUUAAAUUCUAUAGCAUUUCUCCACUUUAGCAUAUAUCAAGGUAAUUGGUCUUCUCUCUGAUAACAAAUAAUAAAUGUUAAACAAUUCAUGGACCGGUUCGUGGACUUACUUUAUAGGUUGUGUAUGUCUUAGGAAAAAUAAUUCGUGCGUCUGUAACUUCUCCUACCUCACGAAAACGUCUUAAAGCUGCUACGACUUAUUGUUUCAUGAAAAGUCUAUGUAUUCAAAACGUUAGUCAUUAAUAAUCUGACAAUUUCUUUAAUUGUCAGAUUAUUAAUGACUAACUUAAUUUAUAAUUAAUAAUUAUAUAUCUAAAUAAUAAUUAUAUACUAAUUAAUAAUUAUUAAUCCAUAUAAAAGUUCUGCUAGCGUACAUAAGGUAGGUGAAUAAAAAACAUUGCAUAAAACUUUUUUGACCCCUAAAUGUGUGAUUUUGCUCUAGUUUGGAGAUCUAGUCUAUGCAAAUAAGUGGUUUUGUUGUGUUUUAAUCGUGGGGUAUUUUUCGAUAGGAAGUUAAUGGGGCUGCUUCAUUUCUUCCGUCCGUACACGAAUUCUACGCUAAAGCAGAGCGCGUUGUAUAUAAAUACUUCUGCAGACCCGGCGAUGCAGCACACACUUGGUAAACAUUCCUGUCCAUAUACAGUAUCACGAACUGAAAAUAACGACAUUCGAGAAACGAUUCUUGUUUCGUUGAAUAAUUCUAUAAUUUAAUAUUAUGAAGGGUCAUCAAAGAUCUUCACUAAGUGACGUAUAAGCUCGAUAAUAAAGAAAUUAUUCAACGAUCACAGUAAUUCUGAUACUG